CGAAGUGAGGAAGCGGUGGAGUGCGUCGGGACAUGGCGAAGAGGCGGAAUGGUCCUCCAGCCGAGCAGCACAUGUGAGCCCAGAGGCCACCGGUAACGGUUUUUAUUUUAACUUCAAAGGAGACAGUGGGAAGGGAAGGCAGAGAGAAGAAGAGAAGACAGGCUGAAGAGAGAGAUAAAGGUCCUCUGAGAGCUGACCGUCACCUCGACACCAUGGUCUGUGUGCCGGGCUUCAGCUGGCUCUUCCUGAGCGCUCUCCUGCACACUGUGGCACCCUGGGGCGCAGAGCGAGCGGCCAGACCGAGGCAGUGCGACGCACCAAAGUCGCAGAGCGACAUGAACUCUUUCCUGUGGAGAAUAAAGCGAGCGCCUCCUCACCCACCGUCCUACUUGUUUGGUACCAUCCACGUGCCCUACACCCGAGUCUGGGACUUCAUCCCCAACAGCUCCAAGCAGGCUUUCCGCAACAGCAACAACGUCUUCUUUGAGCUGGACCUGACUGACCCGCUGACCAUCUCCAAACUGACCAGCUGCCAGCUGCUUCCCCACGGAGAGAACCUGCAGACGCUGCUACCUCGAGACCUGUACCGCCGCCUCAAGCGCCACCUGGACUACGUCAAGCACAUGAUGCCUUACUGGAUGACGGCGGACCAGCGAGGGCGCGGCCUGUACGCCGACUACCUGUUCAACGCCAUCGCAGGGAACUGGGAGAGGAAGAGGCCGGUGUGGGUGAUGCUGAUGGUGAACUCCCUGACGGAGUGGGACGUCCGGUCCAGAGGGACACCGGUGCUGGACCUGUUCUUGGCUCAAGAGGCUGAGCGGAUGGGAAAGACGACGGGGGCGGUGGAGCGAGUGGAGGAGCAGUGUCACCCCCUCAACGGGCUCAAUUUCUCUCAG
Messenger RNA from Stegastes partitus (bicolor damselfish), 896 nucleotides. RefSeq names its product metalloprotease TIKI2-like. The transcript has 2 exons. The annotation marks the transcript as partial. Gene Ontology annotation, molecular function: metalloendopeptidase activity; Wnt-protein binding. Gene Ontology annotation, cellular component: organelle membrane; plasma membrane. Lineage: Eukaryota; Metazoa; Chordata; Actinopteri; Pomacentridae. Gene Ontology annotation, biological process: negative regulation of Wnt signaling pathway. The record is from RefSeq and is a predicted model, not a curated record.